AUGGAAGAGUCUUUCUCUUAUGGGUGUAUUACAUGGGCAGUGAUACUUUUUAUAUGGUAUGUUGUGGUGCUGUCAUUGGCCAGUUAUGGCUUUUUCGGCAUACUGGCGCACUCCAGAUCAAAGGUGAAUAACCAUCCUCAAAACCUUGACCACUCUAAUCUGGACGGAGUGACGAUCCUAAGACCUCUCAAAGGGCUAGAUCCCGAAAUGGAGACGUGCCUGAGAUGCGCGUUCACCCAGAAUUAUCCUGCCGGCAAACUGGAGAUUCUCUUUUGCAUUGAAAACGCUACAGAUCCUGCUACAGAGGUGGCCAAGAAGAUCGUGGCUGAAUUUCCUCAUAUUGACUCCAAGAUCUUGAUUGGAGACUCGGGUUUGCCGGAUUAUUUCGGACCAAAUCCGAAGAUUAACAACCUGGCCAAGGGCUAUGCCAGGGCCAAGUAUGAUAUCGUUUGGGUAUUGGACUCCAACGUGUGGGUGGGUCCAAAUACACUCGAGAGAUCUGUGUUUGCACUCAAGAACUCCACCAAUAACGGCAAACCAACACACAAUUUCAGCACAAAGAAGGGAAGACGUGUAAAUCUGGUCCACCACACACCAUUGGCCGUGGCUGUGGAGCCGUCGUUGGGCGCCCUAUGUGACGAGAUGUUUCUUUCCACAUCGCAUGCCAAGUUUUAUGUCAGCCUGAACAACGUGGCGGUAGCGCCAUGUGUGAAUGGAAAAUCAAAUCUCUACAGAAGGACAGAGCUUGAUGAAGCUGUCAGACAAAUUGGAUUGGGAUACCUACCCUCCAACAACGGACAGAGCGGAGAAGAAGGACCCGAUGCUGCAUUCUUUGGGAAAUCAGGCCAGGGAAUCAGAUUUUUCGCGAGAUACAUCGGCGAAGACAACAUGAUUGGAAUAGCAUUGUGGAACAAGAUCGGCGCAUGUCGAACCGCAAUGACCGGCGAUUGCGCAGUUCAGCCAGUGACCAGUGGUUCCAAUGGUGGUCUAAAGAGCUACGUGGAAAGACGGGUCAGAUGGCUGAGAGUGAGAAAAUACAUGGUGAUGGCUGCUACUCUGUUGGAACCAACCACAGAGUGUUUUGUUUCGGGGGUGUAUGGAACAUUCGCAGUAUCAGUACUGUUUUUCGGUCAAAUGUUCAAUUUGUGGUGGUUUGUAUUUCACGUUUUAACAUGGGUUUCCACAGAUUACUACCAGUUCCACUUUCUCCAUAUGUCUGCAUACUGUGACCACGACAUGAGAAACUGCUCAAUGCCAUACUUUGUCCAUCCAACUUUUGACGUCAGCAAUGAAAACACUUCUCCAUCUUCUUACAGGAAGCUUGCUCACUGGUUGCCAAUCUGGUUACUCAGAGAGUCUCUGGCUCUUCCCAUCUGGGUCAUAGCCAUAAUGGGUCAGGAGAUCGACUGGAGAGGCCAGCCAUUUCGCAUUCGCGCCGACCUCACAGCUGAGAGGUUGUGA
This is a messenger RNA of Kuraishia capsulata CBS 1993, 1461 nucleotides long. RefSeq lists its product as uncharacterized. Gene Ontology annotation, biological process: glucosylceramide biosynthetic process. The transcript has a single exon. Gene Ontology annotation, molecular function: ceramide glucosyltransferase activity. Gene Ontology annotation, cellular component: membrane. NCBI's taxonomy places the organism in Eukaryota, Fungi, Ascomycota, Pichiomycetes, Pichiales, Pichiaceae. The record is from RefSeq and is a predicted model, not a curated record. The coding region runs from base 1 to 1461 and encodes 486 amino acids.